Cucurbita pepo subsp. pepo (vegetable marrow) is the source of this 1691-nucleotide messenger RNA. Lineage: Eukaryota; Viridiplantae; Streptophyta; Magnoliopsida; Cucurbitales; Cucurbitaceae. The record is from RefSeq and is a predicted model, not a curated record.
UAUUAUAGGUGUCUGAAAAUUCAUUUUAUCUUGAAAUGGGCCGUCACUCAAAAACUUGAGCUCGGCCCAGGCAUUAUAACUUUUCUUCUCUGGGCUUAAUAGCAAUGGACCAUUGACGUAUAGUUGGCCCAAUUGGCCCAAUUUGACGAAGUAAGCCCUGAAAUUGGCGCCAAUGUCGCUGCAGCGUCAUGUUUCAUCAACCGCGGUGUUUGUUCAGUGCCACAAAUUUUCGAGGGAAAUUGAAACUGAAACCUUCUCUCAAGCUCUCGAGUCAGAAUGGUGCUAUUGGUCGCGUCGUCCUCCAUUGAUUCGGGGAUUGGUUGCUGGGACCUUCACACGGGUGCGGAGCAACUACGUUACAAGUCUUGUGAUUCUCCUGCUCAUGGUCUUGUUUGUGUUGGUGAAAGGUUUCUCGCAUGCUCUCUGCUCCGCGAUCCUGCUUCCACCGCUGGCUCCGUGCUCUACUGGUCUUGGUGUAAGGGUAUUUGAUGAUGGAUGGCGAAGGGAAGAGAAACAUUUUAUGAACAUAGCUUCACUGGGCAUCAUCUACCUGUUACUGAUAUUGUCGUUGGCUAUGGAGGAUCAAUGCUAUUAUAAUCUCUUCCUCUGUGGAUCGUACUUGUAAGGAAUGGUUACUUAUCACCAAUGAGUAAUGAGUAUUUUCCUAUCCUAACUUCUACCAUAUCAAAUUGUCUUCCGGUGUUUCAUAUGCUAUAUGUUAACUUGGCUCUUGUAGGUGUGGAGCUUAUCUAAUGGGAAAUUGUUAAGAAAUAUCAUAUUUCCUUCAAUCAUUGAUGCAAUUGCUUUGGAUCCUGGUGAACAUGUCUUCUAUGGUGGUGUAGAGUUGGGAAGUUCUACACUGCUGCACUUAAUGCUAAAUGCCCAUCCAGCAGUGCCUACGGAUUGCAUAUUCUCGGCUCAUUGUCUAAUCAAAGACCUGCUUAAUAGUAAUAAUAUACUUAUUGUUCGACAACAGCUCCACCCUAAAUUGCAGUCGACUUCCCAAGGUUCUUUGAGAAAGCACCGGUCACUAUUACCUCCUGCCCUUGCACAAUUUGAAAACUCAAAGGACGAGGAUGAAGACACUGGUGUUAUCAUUGGUCUAUCAGGCCCUCCCAUGGAAUCUAUGGGGUUUCCCCCCCUUAGUUCUCACAUGAUGGAUAACCAAAUCACCGAACUUCAGCAACAGGGUUCUGCUGCCACAGGAAUGGAGUUGGAAAGACUUCAGCGUGAUUAUGGAAAAUCCAUGCAAAUGCUACAGCAGUGGAGAAAAAUGUACGCCAAUUUACAUCAAUUUUAUGUUAAUGAGCUUCUUGAUGGCAAUCAAACUAAAACUUUACAAGACAAUUCGGUUUGAGCAUUUGUAACAGCCAAAUCCUAAGUCUACUGCUAGCAAAUAUUGUCUUUUUUGAGUUUUCCUUUUCGAGCUUCUCUUCAAAGUUUUUAAAACGCAUCUGCUAGGAAGAGGUUUUCACACCCUAAAAUUUUGUUUUGAUCCAUUUGGUGUUCUAGAAAUUGUAUAAUCGAGUCGAAGAGUCUUAGGUGGAAUUGUUAGAAAGACAUCCACGGUUAAUGUAAGUUCUAGAACCCUUUUUCCUAGAAUAAGAUGCGUACAUGGUGUUACUUCUGGAAGUACCUUAAGCUUGUAAGAAUAUUUUUGAUCAUGUGGGUGUUUGAUUCCGGUUGCAUGA